This is a messenger RNA of Contarinia nasturtii (swede midge), 740 nucleotides long. RefSeq lists its product as uncharacterized. Bases 4 to 648 code for a protein of 214 amino acids. The record is from RefSeq and is a predicted model, not a curated record. The transcript is spliced from 2 exons. Lineage: Eukaryota; Metazoa; Arthropoda; Insecta; Diptera; Cecidomyiidae.
UUCAUGUAUGAAUUCAGUUAUUUUAAGCUUGUCAAUCGGAUCAAUAUGAAUUUAGCAGUAUUUUUGGUGUUUGGAUGCGCUGUUUUAACACAGGUGAUGGCUCAACCCAAUCCGGGAAAUCCGACUAGUGGCACAUCUAAAACUUUGGAGUUACCCAAACGAAAUAUUAGCGUGGCACACUAUCGACCCCGGGCACAAGAUUUUCUCACCAAUUUAGAUUCAAUUCCAACGGCAACAAAUUCAAUUCGUGUUAUUGAGCCAGUCAUUUGUUCUCGAAUGAGAGGAAAUGUAAAUGGAAAUUUAAAACUUGUGUACGAUCAUAUAUUUAGAGAGCUUAAAAGAUUUACUGGUGUAGUUAUAACGAGUACAUCGGCAAAUGUGCCAGACGCAAUAAAUGACGCUCAAACGGCCACCGAUACUGCCAUCAAAGGACUUUCAGAUCUUGCAAAGAAAUUCCUCACAGAGAUCAAUGAGAAAUGUGCGAAACUGACGUCGGUCGAUACAUUGAGCACCAUUAAUCAGAGCAUUGAAAAAUUUCGAGCCACUCAAUUGUCCAACUGCAUUAAAUUGGCCUCUAUUCCCGAUCGCUUUGAAAGUGUAAUGCAAAGUUAUUAUAAGCCAGUUGAGGAUAUUGUUGGCACCAAUUAAAAAGAUCGAUUUAUACAAAAUUCGAUAGAUUUCAUUUUUGUUUGUUUGCAAAUUACAAGAGAAUAUAAAUAAAUAAAUAUUAAAAAAUCUAA